AUGAACCUAAAUGUAAAUUGUAAUUACACCUUCGACUUUAUUUUGGGUUAUGCAAGAAAUUUUACGUCAUUUUAUGUCGGGUUCUUUGAAAAAUCUUCAUAUGUAGUUUCAUCUACCGAGGAAAAGGUGAAAAAGAAAUUCAAAAUACAAGCCGUUGAUAAGUUUGGUGCAGUUGAUAACCAAAGUGACUCUUCGUGGCCACAGUUGAGUGGGGGCACCCUUCAGACAGGUGUGGAAUACAUCGGAAACAGGGAAGAACGUUCACAGAAAGAACGAGAACACUCUCAGCAGCAAACAAAUACGUCAAGAAUUUAUAAUUUCUGUGAUUUUUACGAAGGAAGUUGCAUGACCAAUUCUUCAUUACGAAUCAAUGAAUCGAAAGCUCAUCAUGGCCACAGUUACAAACAACUGCGAACGUUCUUCUUAAUUCUUGACGAUGAUGAAGCAUAUUUAUCUUUUAGUUGUCCCAAGAUUGACAUCAAAUGCAACAAAUCGGGAAAAAAUUUGUAA
Molecule: messenger RNA, 510 nt
Organism: Funneliformis mosseae
Lineage: Eukaryota; Fungi; Glomeromycota; Glomeromycetes; Glomerales; Glomeraceae
Source: the annotation of a GenBank genome assembly